UUCUAAAAUUUUAAUUUCAAAAAUGAGUGAUGAAAUAAAUUUGAAAUGGCUUAGUUGGAAUGCCCACCGACCAUGUAUUUUACUUAAAUUCGAUCAUCUUCAUAUUUUAUUGGAUUGUAUUGUUGGAAUGGAUUCAUUAACUUCUUUUUUGCCGUGUCCACUUGUUCGUAGUAAUCGAAUUUCUUGGCAAAAGAAAGUACAUCCAUAUGGAAAAGAUGUUAUUCCGAUACUUAAACAAAUUAAUGAUUUAGUUUAUGUUGAAUUGACACCAGAAAUGAGGACUGUUAAAUUUAAAGAUGUUGAUCCUUCCUCUUUAGAUGCCAUUUUAAUAUCUAAUAGUUCAAGUUUUAUAGCACUUCCUUUUAUUACAGAGGGGACUGGCUUUAAAGGUGUUGUUUAUGCUACAGAACCAAUUGUUCAACUUAGCAAACUUUUAAUGGAAGAUUUGUGUGAUAUUUUUGAACAAAUUGACAGACCUUUAAUUGAUGAAUGGUCCUGGAAAAAUAUAUCAAAUUCUUUCCCCAAUCCUCCAAAUAGCGAUCCAAAUUUUUGGAAAUCUUUUUAUAAAAGAAUUGAUAUAGAAAAUUGUAUGAAGAGAGUUAAACUUUUAUUUUUUCGACAAGAAAUUGCUUUAAGUGAAGAUCUUCGAAUAACCCCUUAUAGUAGUGGACAUUCUAUCGGUUCUUGUAAUUGGCUAUUAUCUACAAAUCAACAUAAAAUUGGGUAUUUUGCUGCUUCUUCACUCCGCCCUUCCCAUCCAAAACCAAUGGAAUUAAAUUCUUUUAACAAUCUUGAUGCAUUAAUUCUUACUUCAAUUCACACAAAUGAUCAAAGUCCGGAUAUAACGGUAUAUAAAUUCACUUCAGCUGUUGUAGAAACUCUCAAAAUUGGUGGAAAUGUUCUUAUUCCAGUUAUUUCGACUGGACUUAUUUAUGAUUUAUUUGAAAUAAUUGUUAAAGCAAUUGAAGUGAAUAAUCUUUCUCGAAAUAUUCCUGUUUAUUUCAUUUCUUCAAUUGCUGAAAGUAGUUUAGAAUUUGCAAAUAUUUUUUCUGAAUGGCUUUCUGACGAUAAAGGGGCGAGAGUUUAUAAACCAGAAGAACCAUUUUAUCAUUCUGAGAUGCUUCGUAACCGUCGUAUUCGUGUUUAUGAUUCUUUACAUGGCCCUUUCUCUAAAGAAUGUCGACAACCAUCCAUUGUAUUUGCUGGACAUCCGUCAUUGCGAUUUGGGGAAAUUGUUCAUUUAUUAGAUCUUUGGGGAGGAAAUUCUAAAAAUGCAAUAAUGAUGAUAGACCCCGAUUAUCCUUUGGAGACUUAUUAUUCUCCUUACAAAACUUUGGCAAUUCGUGCCUAUUACUUUCCAAUAGAAACUCGUCUAGAUUGUAAUCAAGUUUUUAAUAAGAUAAUCAAAGAUCUGUCACCCAAACAAGUUUUAUAUCCGGAGGAAUAUUCCUCCUCUUUCUCAACUUUAAAUGCACUUCCAAUUCCAACUAUUUGUUUUAAACAAAAUGAGGAAUUUAAAUUAAAAAUAAUUUCAAAUACCCAAACAAAACAAAUUUUAUUAAAAAGAAAAGAAAAUGAAGAUUUGCCAACUUGUAUUCCAUGGAAAAGGGUUAAAGUUGAUUAUGAAGUUUUAAAACAUUUAAAAUUAAAACAAAAGUUUGAUGGGUUAUGUCCAAUAAAAGGACAUAUUUCUGCAACAAAUAAUCAAUUGGAAUUUAAUGUAAAAUUAAUUUUUUUAAAUAAUUUUAAUUUUUUUAAAAAGUUUAAUUCUAAAACAAACAAAAAUGAAAAGAAAAUUUCAAAACAAAAAUUUAUUGGACGUUUAAAUGUUGCAACGUUUAAAGAAUUAUUAGAAAAGCGUGAAUUUCAAUGUGAAUUAAUUCAGAAAAAUUAUUCUGCUCGUAUUCGAAUAAUUCAAGGAGGUCGCCGAACUUUAAUAAAUUGUUCAGAUGAAAUAAAAAGGAAAGAAAUUCAAUUAGCUGUUCAUGAAUGUUUAACUAAAUUUGUUAGUCCUGAAUUAAUUAAUGAAACAAACAACAAAAUAUAA
This is a messenger RNA of Meloidogyne enterolobii, 2047 nucleotides long. NCBI's taxonomy places the organism in Eukaryota, Metazoa, Nematoda, Chromadorea, Rhabditida, Meloidogynidae. The record is from the annotation of a GenBank genome assembly.